CCGGUUGGCUGCGAGCGGCGCGAGCGUUGCGUCAGGCGCAGAGCCUUAAAAGGGGCGCGGGCGGCGGCGGCGCGGCCGGAGCGGAGCAGCGCGGGGACGAUGUGGACGAGGAUGAGUCGGGGGCAGCGCUCGGGCCGGGGCCACGGGGAGCUAGGGCCGCCCAGGAAGGCAUCUCGGAGAAAGUGCGUCCUCGUCGGCCUCGUCGGCACCUGAGAGCCGCCCGGUGCUGGCCUGGAGGUAACAAUGGCAGCCGAGGGGCUGCCCGCGGGGACUCCCUGCGGCUGGGAGCUGGAGGGCUGGUACCAGGACCUGCAGGAGGUGCUGGCUGCGGAGCCCGGCGGGCCCUCCCUGCCCUGGGGGGCGGAGCAGGCAGAGGUGGCCCCGCUGUGGGGCACAGAGGGGUCUGGCGGUGGCCCGGAGGGCUGUGAGCUGGCCGCUGCCCUGGCUGCGGAGCUGCUGGGCCCAGAGAGCGCAGCGGGCACGGAGCCGGCGGGACCCAGACCCCCGGGCUCAGCCUCCAGCAGCAGCCCCCCGGCCCGGGCGGGCGCGGAGGAGGAUGAAGCAGCUGCGGGGCGUGGGGUGAAGAGGAAGAGGUGCAGCGGCGCGGGCGCCAGCAGGGAGCUGGCCAAGCACCGGGAGCGGGCCAACGAGCAGCGGGUGCUGGAGCUGACAGCCCGUAACGAGCAGCUGCGGGAGGAGAUCCAGCGGCUCAGCGCGGAGGUGGAGCGCACGCGGGCGGCCCUCAUCGACCACAUCGUCAACCUCCGGCGCAAUUAGCACCACGGCAGCCCCUGCGGACCUGGGGGGUGGCCAUGAACUGGAGGGGCAGUGCCUCGCUGGCACAGACUGAUGCUGUGGGGAUGGCACUGCUUCUGUACACCAUUGUAUAGUUUUUUUUGCAUUUUAUUACAUGCAUGUAACCACCAUCAGA
Molecule: messenger RNA, 931 nt
Organism: Calidris pugnax (ruff)
Lineage: Eukaryota; Metazoa; Chordata; Aves; Charadriiformes; Scolopacidae
Gene: DDIT3
Product: DNA damage inducible transcript 3
Exons: 4
Coding region: 244-777 (177 amino acids)
Biological process (GO): positive regulation of intrinsic apoptotic signaling pathway; intrinsic apoptotic signaling pathway in response to endoplasmic reticulum stress; negative regulation of transcription by RNA polymerase II
Cellular component (GO): CHOP-ATF4 complex; cytoplasm; CHOP-C/EBP complex
Molecular function (GO): transcription factor binding; RNA polymerase II cis-regulatory region sequence-specific DNA binding; protein heterodimerization activity
Source: RefSeq, a predicted model, not a curated record